UGUUGAUUAGUCACGAAGAACGAAUAAGCUAUCUAAAAAUAGCCUACAUUGAGGAAGCGAAACUGAUUGGUUGGCAAGAUGAUAUAAUAAACGCAUAAAAUCAACAGCAGCGAGAGAGAGAGAGAGAGAGAGAGAGAGAGAGAGAAAGAGAUAGAGAGCGAACAUAUUGAUAAGCCAGGAAGAGAUUCUACAAGUUUUUGAGAAGAACAUCAUUACAUUAUUAAGUCAAAUAAGCUCAGUGACAAAACAAUGCAGUCGUUUAUCACAGAGGCAGAGGCUAGUAAAAUUGAAAAUGAGUUGAAUAAAAUGAAGACAGAUGUUUCUGAAUUAAAGGAACUACAGCAACAUAUGUUUAGUACGCCAUUUCCUGAUAAAAACAGUGUGGCGAAGUACGAGUCUCUUGGAGAGCAAGUUCGCUGUGAUGCAACAAAAAUUGGUGGAUCUUUAAAAGAGCUGGAGAAAAAAUAUGAAGGGCGUGACCUUCCUGAAGAGAGUGCUUUUAAACGAGUAAGAACUCAACAACUUAACACUCUCAUUGCUGAACUUAACAUUUCAACAAAUGAAUUCUUUAAAAUUCAAGCUGACUAUAUGGAUAAAAUGAAAAAGCGAUUAAGAACUCAGAUGAAAGCCCGUGGGGAUUCAAUUGAUGAUUCAAAAAUAAAUUCUCUUCUCGAUCAUGAUUCAUAUUCUGUAUUUACUGACAAUUAUAUAUCUGAUGUACAUGAUGCAGAACAAACCCUUAGGGAUCUUGAUGAAAGGAAGAAAGACAUUCUAGCUCUAGAAAAAAGUGUUGCAGAUGUGAACCUCUUAUUUAAAGACAUGAACUUACUAGUUUCAACACAAGGUGAGACUGUAGAUACCAUUGAAAGUGCUAUAGAUAAUACAGCCGUGCAUGUGGAAAGUGCAAAACUAGAACUUGUCAAAGGUCAUGUAUAUGGCUGUAAGGGAUGUUCUGCUUGUAGGGCGCGUAGGGUGCGUAGAAUAAUAAUUUGUGUUACGUUUUAUGGCAUUAUAGUGAUUAUUCUGGCUGUUAUUAUUACAGUAUCUGUUGUAGUAUCGAGUUAGGAUAACACAUUGUGUGCUUUUUACUGCUAAUUUUGUUUAAUUUUUUCUUAUUCAUGUAUUAAGUCACCAAGUCUGUUUAAAUGAUUUAAAACAUUUGAAAUAUCUAAAAGAUGAUUUUUGGUUUACAGGCUACAAAAAAAUUAAGCGAGACUAUAUAUUUAGUUUCUUCUUCAAAACUUUCAGUUUAACAUUUAUAAGAUUUUAACUGUGUAUUAUUGGGUAAACGUAAAGAAUAUUAUUAUGGGUAAAUGCCAUUGUCUUGGCAUACAUCCAUCCAUCCAUUCCUGUGGCGCUACAGCCCAUGUAGGGCUUUGGCCUGCCUCAACACUUCCUUCCACUCAGACCUAACUAAUGCCUUUCUUUUCCAUGCUUGGACUUUCAGCUGCUGUAGAUCUUUUUCCACAUCAUCUAUCCACCUAAGCCUCGGUCUGCCUUUGAGCCUGUUCCCUCUGGGGUAUUGGUGAUGCACCCUCCUCGUUCCUCUGUCAUUUGGCAUUCUCUCUAGGUGUCCUGCCCAGCGUCACCUGCCUCUUUUUAUUUCUGCUACUAUCGUGGGAUCCUGAUAUAGACUGUAUAAUUCAUGGUUGAUUCGUAUUCUCCAUCCAUACUCAUCCUUUGUUGGCCCAUAUAUUUUGGGCCAUGGGAUACCAGUAACUUAAUAAAUGUUACAUUAUAUUUAAAUAAAAAAAUUGGCAGCUAGCUUCAUGUCAGAUGUGUUUUAAAUUAAUAUUUAUGGAUAUUGAAUUUCGUUGUUGUUACUAUGAUGCAUUUAAUUAUUUGAUUUUAGUUAAUAAGUGGUAAAAAAAUGUGAUUCCUAGCCAUAAACAAAUUAGUUAGUUUCAUAUUAUCAAUCUUAAGAUAAUAUGAAAAUGUAUCUGAAACACAUAAUUUAUGUAUGCCUACUUUUACCUUAUAAUUUAAAGAAACUUAAAAAAAAAAAACUUUUGAUAUUUAGCACAGUGUGAAACUAUUAAACUCCAUUGAUCUAAAUGUUUGAAGUACCAGCAGUACCCAAGACGUCAGAUGGGGGGCGGAGUAAUUUCAAUUAUUUUUUUUUUCAAUAUUAGUUCCUUGCACUUGUUUUUGUUUUCAACAGAAAAACUUUUUUUUUGUUGCUGAAAAUAAAUGAAUGUGAUUGAUUAAGAAUACAAUGUCAAAAAUAUAAGUAGUAUAAGGGGACAUCUCUGAAUUAUCCACAUCUUAUAUUACAAAAAUUUGUUUUUUAGGUUUAUUACUUUUAAAUUUAAAACAAAGUAAAUGACUAACUUUUCAACACAAGAAUAUUUGCUUAAAUAAUUAC
Messenger RNA from Lymnaea stagnalis (great pond snail), 2365 nucleotides. The record is from the annotation of a GenBank genome assembly. NCBI's taxonomy places the organism in Eukaryota, Metazoa, Mollusca, Gastropoda, Lymnaeidae.